This is a messenger RNA of Nylanderia fulva, 1375 nucleotides long. RefSeq lists its product as uncharacterized. NCBI's taxonomy places the organism in Eukaryota, Metazoa, Arthropoda, Insecta, Hymenoptera, Formicidae. Gene Ontology annotation, cellular component: centriole; non-motile cilium. The record is from RefSeq and is a predicted model, not a curated record. Gene Ontology annotation, biological process: cilium assembly.
UUGAUAACGUCUCUUAUUUGAAACAGUCAAGAAAAAGAAUGUAGUGUGUAUACUUCUUUGACAAAAGCGUUAUAUACAUAUUGCGUUUCAUAUAGUUGUUUUCAUAAAUAAACGGAAAUUCAAGAAGAAGAAAGAACAUUGUGCAAUAUAUAUUUUAAAUUUCUUCAAAUCGAUGUAGUUAUGUCAGAAAUUAAAGAUGAUCCACGAGAAGUUCUCGUUCUUUUGAAUUCAUUAGGAUUCGUUGGCAUUACCGCGGCUCAAUUAAAAGCUUUUAUGAAAGACUUGAAGAUUUACAGAAAGAUAAAAGAACGCGAAAGACAACAACGAAAAGAAGAGAUUAAAACAAAAAUAAUUAGCAAGCAACAGGCUCUGAUUAAAGAAGUUCAUGGGCAUCGGAAUACAGAUUGUUCUUCGGUUAAUAUUGUUCCUUUUGAAUCUUCAAAUUCCUUCGACGAUGAAUCAUUGAUAAAAGUCAGGAUAAAAUGCAUCCCUAAGGAAGAUAUUCAAAAAGAUACCGAAGCAGCUGUAAUAAAGUUAGAUAAUAAAAAAUCGACAGUAAAAUACAAAGAUGUUCAAGUAGUCGAAUCAGAUAGGACUUGCAAACGAAACUAUUUUAAUACUACAUCUCCAAUUAUUAGAUGUUCAAAAAGCGAGAGCACACAAAAUGUUUCUAAAUAUUUAGCAAAAGAUAACUAUUUGAUGGAAGAAUGCAAGCACAAUUUAAAAGAGGAUCAAAUAAAAUCAGUAACUUCAAUGUUUGAGCAAUCAAUAUGUGAACCUAUUUUAUCAAAUUGUAUGAACUCAGAGUCAAAGAGUGUCGCGUCAGAUCCAACUGGAAACGUUCGUAUGCAAAGUGCCUUAUCUACAAGAUCGUCCAUUAAUUCCAGACAUAAAUCAUUUAUUCGACCAUGGAGAUUGCAACCACAAGCACAAAAAUUGAUUAACAAGAAGUGUGAUCCUGUUGCUCUUUAUCAAAAGUAUCAACAGGAAUGGAAACAGAUAUCUUUCCCUGGAGAAGCAAAACAUUCAAAAGUAAGAUGGGCUGUCCGGGAAAAAAUGCUUGGUACAGAUCCUCAUCCUGUGCCACUUUCAAAAGAAUUCACAUAUGUACCGAUAUUAAAGAAGAAAUGAUAAAUUACUUUCAAGUAUAUAGAAAAUUGAUAAACAAUGAAUAAUAUGACAAUAAUUAGACUAUUUUAUAUUAUAUUAAAUUUUUAAUUGUAAUUAAAUUAUACAUGGCAAUCUCUUUCAAAAAAUGACACUGUCACUUGUUAAUACAUAGGUAUUGUAAGUAUAGAUAUUUAAGAUAUAUGCGUGCAUGAGCAAUUGUAUAUAUAUUAUGAAAACAGUAAUACACACAAGUUUUUAAAAAGAA